Messenger RNA from Tarenaya hassleriana, 1344 nucleotides. RefSeq lists its product as uncharacterized. NCBI's taxonomy places the organism in Eukaryota, Viridiplantae, Streptophyta, Magnoliopsida, Brassicales, Cleomaceae. Bases 755 to 1168 code for a protein of 137 amino acids. The transcript is spliced from 4 exons. The record is from RefSeq and is a predicted model, not a curated record.
CUUUGAAACAAAAUAAAAAACAACAACUUGACAGUACCCUUUUUUGUUCUGUUCUUGGGAACUGGUGGAUUCGUAGACAAGACGACGUCUUGGAGAUUGGAGUUCUUGAUCGUGUCCCCCCCUUGCGAAUAGCUUUAGCUUCGGCAAAAGAUUUCAUUUUUCCAGGGGAUUUUUCUUCUUCUUCAAGCUUGCUUGCCCAUGCCCAAGCCCAAGCAAGGCUCUAGGGUUUUUAGCCGAGGUUUCUUGUUCAAAAUCUGCCUAUACUCCGCGUUUUGGCCGUUAGAAGAUAUGACCCAGUUGGCUUUGUCAAGUCUUAAAAGGGUUUUGGCCUUUUGUUUAGCUUCACUAGGAACCAAAUCGUCGGUUUUUUGACGCGUUAGUGAGGAAUUCCUAUGCUUCGAUGUUGAUAUAUGAUUCAAAUUAUGCGUCUUUUGAAGUUUCUGUUAAUGGAAACGCUGUAUCCGUGGUUGGAGAGUUUUGAACUUAGGCUCAACUAGUGAAGAAGCUACUUCAGGGUCAUUGAGUGUUCAAGAACCCAUGAUCAAUCAAUGGAAUUAUGCCUGCAUUCCACACAGAGACACUUGAGUGCAAGCUACUUCACUUCCACCAUGUCUUCACCUUUUUGCCCGUUGACUCUGACUAAAUGCCUGAAACUUGGGAGUUCCUCAAUCUGCGGUUGAAACCGGCUUAAUAUAGAAUCGACCACAUGUGACUAUAUCUGAUUUGGAUAGAGUACCAUAGCAUUCUGUUCUAGAUGUUGCCACUCAAUGGGUUGCUUUCAUACGGACCUUACUGCAUUUCAGUUUCACUGAGAACUCCUCCCAUCUCUCUGAAUUUGGAGCAUUAUUUCACAUCGGUGGACAAGGCUGACAACUUGCGGCUACAAACGCUGCAACAGAUGCUAAGAAUAUUGACAAUCAGCUCGUGCUCUCGUCUGUUCUCGCGGCUUCAUGCUCUUAGCUCCUUAUGGCUUGCCCUGCUGCUCUGUUACUCUUCUCUGCUGAUCCAAAACCAUAUGAUGACUCUUGUCGGGUUAGAAGACUGUCGGAAUCUUGAUAUGAUUGAAGAAGAUGCCCUCCAACUCGUCGAGCAUCUAAUUCUAACCUUCCAUGGACUCAAGAUUUGUGUAGGUUGUGAUCUUAGUCAGAACCCAUCAUGCAUAGGAUAGGAUAUCAAGCAGUGUAGCCAGUGUCUCUUAUAUCUUGAUUGUUCAACAUAAUAAUAAGCACCACCAUUAUAAUGUUGACACAUAGUUAGUUCCAUUGUUUAUGUACCUUGCCCAUGCUUAUAAACUUGUUCUUGUAAACCUACACUCGAAGAUAAUCAAGAGAUCUUGUUUUGGUA